UCUCAGACCACCACUUCUGCAUCAACAUCUUUGGAAACAUCUACAGCAUCACCUACAACUACAACAGCAUCACCUACUGUAUCUUCAACUACCACUUCAUCACCAGUAACUACAAAUUCUGAAACAACUUCAGGCUCGACAUCUACAGUAACCACUCCAACAACACUUCUAACAACCAGUGCAUCAUCUACUGAAGCAUCAACUAGCACUUCAUCUCCUGUUACCACAGAUAGUCAAACAACAGCUUCAACCUCAACACCAGCUGCAACCUCUGAAACAACACCAUCACCUACCACGGCAUCAUCUAGUGCAGAAUCAACUAGUACUUCAUCUGUUGAAACUACAGUAAGUCAAACAACAACUUUAUCCUCAACAGCUACAGAAAACUCUCCAACAACACCUUCAAGUACUUCACAAUCCUCUAGUGCAGUUUCAACUACAACUUCAUCUCAGACCACCACUUCUGCAUCAACAUCUUUGGAAACAUCUACAGCAUCACCUACAACUACAACUGCAUCACCUACUGUAUCUUCAACUACCACUUCAUCACCAGUAACUACAAAUUCCGAAACAACUUCAGCCUCGACAUCUACAGUAACCACUCCAACAACACCUGCAACAACCAGUGCAUCAUCUACUGAAGCAUCAAGUAGCACUUCAUCUCCUGUUACCACAGAUAGUCAAACAACAGCUUCAACCUCAACACCAGCUGCAACCUCUGAAACAACACCAUCACCUACCACGGCAUCAUCUAGUGCAGAAUCAACUAGUACUUCAUCUGUUGAAACUACAGUAAGUCAAACAACAACUUUAUCCUCAACAGCUACAGAAAACUCUCCAACAACACCUUCAAGUACUUCACAAUCCUCUAGUGCAGUUUCAACUACAACUUCUUCUCAGACCACCACUUCUGCAUCAACAUCUUUGGAAACAUCUACAGCAUCACCUACAACUACAACAGCAUCACCUACUGUAUCUUCAACUACCACUUCAUCACCAGUAACUACAAAUUACGAAACAACUUCAGGCUCGACAUCUACAGUAACCACUCCAACAACACUUCUAACAACCAGUGCAUCAUCUACUGAAGCAUCAACUAGCACUUCAUCUCCUGUUACCACAGAUAGUCAAACAACAGCUUCAACCUCAACACCAGCUGCAACCUCUGAAACAACACCAUCACCUACCACGGCAUCAUCUAGUGCAGAAUCAACUAGUACUUCAUCUGUUGAAACUACAGUAAGUCAAACAACAACUUUAUCCUCAACAGCUACAGAAAACUCUCCAACAACACCUUCAAGUACUUCACAAUCCUCUAGUGCAGUUUCAACCACCACUUCUGCAUCAACAUCUUUGGAAACAUCUACAGCAUCACCUACAACUACAACUGCAUCACCUACUGUAUCUUCAACUACCACUUCAUCACCAGUAACUACAAAUUCUGAAACAACUUCAGGCUCGACAUCUACAGUAACCACUCCAACAACACUUCUAACAACCAGUGCAUCAUCUACUGAAGCAUCAACUAGCACUUCAUCUCCUGUUACCACAGAUAGUCAAACAACAGCUUCAACCUCAACACCAGCUGCAACCUCUGAAACAACACCAUCACCUACCACGGCAUCAUCUAGUGCAGAAUCAACUAGUACUUCAUCUGUUGAAACUACAGUAAGUCAAACAACAACUUUAUCCUCAACAGCUACAGAAAACUCUCCAACAACACCUUCAAGUACUUCACAAUCCUCUAGUGCAGUUUCAACCACCACUUCUGCAUCAACAUCUUUGGAAACAUCUACAGCAUCACCUACAACUACAACUGCAUCACCUACUGUAUCUUCAACUACCACUUCAUCACCAGUAACUACAAAUUCCGAAACAACUUCAGCCUCGACAUCUACAGUAACCACUCCAACAACACCUCCAACAACCAGUGCAUCAUCUACUGAAGCAUCAAGUAGCACUUCAUCUCCUGUUACCACAGAUAGUCAAACAACAGCUUCAACCUCAACACCAGCUGCAACCUCUGAAACAACACCAUCACCUACCACGGCAUCAUCUAGUGCAGAAUCAACUAGUACUUCAUCUGUUGAAACUACAGUAAGUCAAACAACAACUUUAUCCUCAACAGCUACAGAAAACUCUCCAACAACACCUUCAAGUACUUCACAAUCCUCUAGUGCAGUUUCAACUACAACUUCAUCUCAGACCACCACUUCUGCAUCAACAUCUUUGGAAACAUCUACAGCAUCACCUACAACUACAACAGCAUCACCUACUGUAUCUUCAACUACCACUUCAUCACCAGUAACUACAAAUUCCGAAACAACUUCAGGCUCGACAUCUACAGUAACCACUCCAACAACACUUCUAACAACCAGUGCAUCAUCUACUGAAGCAUCAACUAGCACUUCAUCUCCUGUUACCACAGAUAGUCAAACAACAGCUUCAACCUCAACACCAGCUGCAACCUCUGAAACAACACCAUCACCUACCACGGCAUCAUCUAGUGCAGAAUCAACUAGUACUUCAUCUGUUGAAACUACAGUAAGUCAAACAACAACUUUAUCCUCAACAGCUACAGAAAACUCUCCAACAACACCUUCAAGUACUUCACAAUCCUCUAGUGCAGUUUCAACCACCACUUCUGCAUCAACAUCUUUGGAAACAUCUACAGCAUCACCUACAACUACAACAGCAUCACCUACUGUAUCUUCAACUACCACUUCAUCACCAGUAACUACAAAUUCUGAAACAACUUCAGGCUCGACAUCUACAGUAACCACUCCAACAACACUUCUAACAACCAGUGCAUCAUCUACUGAAGCAUCAACUAGCACUUCAUCUCCUGUUACCACAGAUAGUCAAACAACAGCUUCAACCUCAACACCAGCUGCAACCUCUGAAACAACACCAUCACCUACCACGGCAUCAUCUAGUGCAGAAUCAACUAGUACUUCAUCUGUUGAAACUACAGUAAGUCAAACAACAACUUUAUCCUCAACAGCUACAGAAAACUCUCCAACAACACCUUCAAGUACUUCACAAUCCUCUAGUGCAGUUUCAACUACAACUUCAUCUCAGACCACCACUUCUGCAUCAACAUCUUUGGAAACAUCUACAGCAUCACCUACAACUUCAACAGCAUCACCUACUGUAUCUUCAACUACCACUUCAUCACCAGUAACUACAAAUUACGAAACAACUUCAGGCUCGACAUCUACAGUAACCACUCCAACAACACUUCUAACAACCAGUGCAUCAUCUACUGAAGCAUCAACUAGCACUUCAUCUCCUGUUACCACAGAUAGUCAAACAACAGCUUCAACCUCAACACCAGCUGCAACCUCUGAAACAACACCAUCACCUACCACGGCAUCAUCUAGUGCAGAAUCAACUAGUACUUCAUCUGUUGAAACUACAGUAAGUCAAACAACAACUUUAUCCUCAACAGCUACAGAAAACUCUCCAACAACACCUUCAAGUACUUCACAAUCCUCUAGUGCAGUUUCAACCACCACUUCUGCAUCAACAUCUUUGGAAACAUCUACAGCAUCACCUACAACUACAACUGCAUCACCUACUGUAUCUUCAACUACCACUUCAUCACCAGUAACUACAAAUUCUGAAACAACUUCAGGCUCGACAUCUACAGUAACCACUCCAACAACACUUCCAACAACCAGUGCAUCAUCUACUGAAGCAUCAAGUAGCACUUCAUCUCCUGUUACCACAGAUAGUCAAACAACAGCUUCAACCUCAACACCAGCUGCAACCUCUGAAACAACACCAUCACCUACCACGGCAUCAUCUAGUGCAGAAUCAACUAGUACUUCAUCUGUUGAAACUACAGUAAGUCAAACAACAACUUUAUCCUCAACAGCUACAGAAAACUCUCCAACAACACCUUCAAGUACUUCACAAUCCUCUAGUGCAGUUUCAACUACAACUUCAUCUCAGACCACCACUUCUGCAUCAACAUCUUUGGAAACAUCUACAGCAUCACCUACAACUACAACUGCAUCACCUACUGUAUCUUCAACUACCACUUCAUCACCAGUAACUACAAAUUCUGAAACAACUUCAGGCUCGACAUCUACAGUAACCACUCCAACAACACUUCUAACAACCAGUGCAUCAUCUACUGAAGCAUCAAGUAGCACUUCAUCUCCUGUUACCACAGAUAGUCAAACAACAGCUUCAACCUCAACACCAGCUGCAACCUCUGAAACAACACCAUCACCUACCACGGCAUCAUCUAGUGCAGAAUCAACUAGUACUUCAUCUGUUGAAACUACAGUAAGUCAAACAACAACUUUAUCCUCAACAGCUACAGAAAACUCUCCAACAACACCUUCAAGUACUUCACAAUCCUCUAGUGCAGUUUCAACCACCACUUCUGCAUCAACAUCUUUGGAAACAUCUACAGCAUCACCUACAACUACAACUGCAUCACCUACUGUAUCUUCAACUACCACUUCAUCACCAGUAACUACAAAUUCUGAAACAACUUCAGCCUCGACAUCUACAGUAACCACUCCAACAACACCUGCAACAACCAGUGCAUCAUCUACUGAAGCAUCAAGUAGCACUUCAUCUCCUGUUACCACAGAUAGUCAAACAACAGCUUCAACCUCAACACCAGCUGCAACCUCUGAAACAACACCAUCACCUACCACGGCAUCAUCUAGUGCAGAAUCAACUAGUACUUCAUCUGUUGAAACUACAUUUCAACACCACUACUGCAUCAACAUCUUUGGAAACAACUACAGCAUCACCUACAACUACAUCACCUACUGUAUCUUCAACUACCACUUCAUCACCAAUAGUCAAACAACAGCUUCAACCUCAACACCAGCUGCAACCUCUGAAACAACACCAUCACCUACCACGGCAUCAUCUAGUGCAGAAUCAACUAGUACUUCAUCUGUUGAAACUACAUGCAGUUUCAACCACCACUUCUGCAUCAACAUCUUUGGAAACAUCUACAGCAUCACCUACAACUACAACUGCAUCACCUACUGUAUCUUCAACUACCACUUCAUCACCAGUAACUACAAAUUCCGAAACAACUUCAGCCUCGACAUCUACAGUAACCACUCCAACAACACUUCAACAACCAGUGCAUCAUCUACUGAAGCAUCAAGUAGCACUUCAUCUCCUGUUACCACAGAUAGCUCAAACAACAGCUUCAACCUCAGUACUUCACAAUCCUCUAGUGCAGUUUCAACUACUUCAAACAACACCACUUCUGCAUCAACAUCUUUGGAAACAUCUACAGCAUCAGAAUCAACUACAACUGCAUCACCUACUGUAUCUUCAACUACCACUUCAUCACCAGUAACUAAAAAUUCAAACAACUUCAGCUCGACAUCUACAUGCAGUUUCAACUACAACUUCAUCUCAGACCACCACUUCUGCAUCAACAUCUUUGGAAACAUCUACAGCAUCACCUACAACUACAACUGCAUCACCUACUGUAUCUUCAACUACCACUUCAUCACCAACCACUUCUGCAUCAACAUCUUUGGAAACAUCUACAGCAUCACCUACAACUACAACUGCAUCACCUACUGUAUCUUCAACUACCACUUCAUCACCAGUAACUACAAAUUCCGAAACAACUUCAGCCUCGACAUCUACAAUAGUCAAACAACAGCUUCAACCUCAACACCAGCUGCAACCUCUGAAACAACACCAUCACCUACCACGGCAUCAUCUAGUGCAGAAUCAACUAGUACUUCAUCUGUUGAAACUACAUGCAGUUUCACUUCAUCCACCACUUCUGCAUCAACAUCUUUGGAAACAUCUACAGCAUCACCUACAACUACAACUGCAUCACCUACUGUAUCUUCAACUACCACUUCAUCACCAGUAACUACAAAUUCUGAAACAACUUCAGGCUCGACAUCUACAGUAACCACUCCAACAACACUUCUAACAACCAGUGCAUCAUCUACUGAAGCAUCAAGUAGCACUUCAUCUCCUGUUACCACAGAUAGUCAAACAACAGCUUCAACCUCAACACCAGCUGCAACCUCUGAAACAACACCAUCACCUACCACGGCAUCAUCUAGUGCAGAAUCAACUAGUACUUCAUCUGUUGAAACUACAGUAAGUCAAACAACAACUUUAUCCUCAACAGCUACAGAAAACUCUCCAACAACACCUUCAAGUACUUCACAAUCCUCUAGUGCAGUUUCAACCACCACUUCUGCAUCAACAUCUUUGGAAACAUCUACAGCAUCACCUACAACUACAACUGCAUCACCUACUGUAUCUUCAACUACCACUUCAUCACCAGUAACUACAAAUUCUGAAACAACUUCAGGCUCGACAUCUACAGUAACCACUCCAACAACACUUCUAACAACCAGUGCAUCAUCUACUGAAGCAUCAAGUAGCACUUCAUCUCCUGUUACCACAGAUAGUCAAACAACAGCUUCAACCUCAACACCAGCUGCAACCUCUGAAACAACACCAUCACCUACCACGGCAUCAUCUAGUGCAGAAUCAACUAGUACUUCAUCUGUUGAAACUACAGUAAGUCAAACAACAACUUUAUCCUCAACAGCUACAGAAAACUCUCCAACAACACCUUCAAGUACUUCACAAUCCUCUAGUGCAGUUUCAACUACAACUUUCUCAGACCACCACUUCUGCAUCAACAUCUUUGGAAACAUCUACAGCAUCACCUACAACUUCAACAGCAUCACCUACUGUAUCUUCAACUACCACUUCAUCACCAAUAGUCAAACAACAGCUUCAACCUCAACACCAGCUGCAACCUCUGAAACAACACCAUCACCUACCACGGCAUCAUCUAGUGCAGAAUCAACUAGUACUUCAUCUGUUGAAACUACAGUAAGUCAAACAACAACUUUAUCCUCAACAGCUACAGAAAACUCUCCAACAACACCUUCAAGUACUUCACAAUCCUCUAGUGCAGUUUCAACCACCACUUCUGCAUCAACAUCUUUGGAAACAUCUACAGCAUCACCUACAACUACAACAGCAUCACCUACUGUAUCUUCAACUACCACUUCAUCACCAGUAACUACAAAUUCUGAAACAACUUCAGGCUCGACAUCUACAGUAACCACUCCAACAACACUUCUAACAACCAGUGCAUCAUCUACUGAAGCAUCAACUAGCACUUCAUCUCCUGUUACCACAGAUAGUCAAACAACAGCUUCAACCUCAACACCAGCUGCAACCUCUGAAACAACACCAUCACCUACCACGGCAUCAUCUAGUGCAGAAUCAACUAGUACUUCAUCUGUUGAAACUACAGUAAGUCAAACAACAACUUUAUCCUCAACAGCUACAGAAAACUCUCCAACAACACCUUCAAGUACUUCACAAUCCUCUAGUGCAGUUUCAACUACAACUUCAUCUCAGACCACCACUUCUGCAUCAACAUCUUUGGAAACAUCUACAGCAUCACCUACAACUUCAACAGCAUCACCUACUGUAUCUUCAACUACCACUUCAUCACCAGUAACUACAAAUUCUGAAACAACUUCAGGCUCGACAUCUACAGUAACCACUCCAACAACACUUCUAACAACCAGUGCAUCAUCUACUGAAGCAUCAACUAGCACUUCAUCUCCUGUUACCACAGAUAGUCAAACAACAGCUUCAACCUCAACACCAGCUGCAACCUCUGAAACAACACCAUCACCUACCACGGCAUCAUCUAGUGCAGAAUCAACUAGUACUUCAUCUGUUGAAACUACAGUAAGUCAAACAACAACUUUAUCCUCAACAGCUACAGAAAACUCUCCAACAACACCUUCAAGUACUUCACAAUCCUCUAGUGCAGUUUCAACCACCACUUCUGCAUCAACAUCUUUGGAAACAUCUACAGCAUCACCUACAACUACAACAGCAUCACCUACUGUAUCUUCAACUACCACUUCAUCACCAGUAACUACAAAUUCUGAAACAACUUCAGGCUCGACAUCUACAGUAACCACUCCAACAACACUUCUAACAACCAGUGCAUCAUCUACUGAAGCAUCAAGUAGCACUUCAUCUCCUGUUACCACAGAUAGUCAAACAACAGCUUCAACCUCAACACCAGCUGCAACCUCUGAAACAACACCAUCACCUACCACGGCAUCAUCUAGUGCAGAAUCAACUAGUACUUCAUCUGUUGAAACUACAUGCAGUUUCAACCACCACUUCUGCAUCAACAUCUUUGGAAACAUCUACAGCAUCACCUACAACUACAACUGCAUCACCUACUGUAUCUUCAACUACCACUUCAUCACCAAUAGUCAAACAACAGCUUCAACCUCAACACCAGCUGCAACCUCUGAAACAACACCAUCACCUACCACGGCAUCAUCUAGUGCAGAAUCAACUAGUACUUCAUCUGUUGAAACUACAUGCAGUUUCACCUCAUCUCACCACCACUUCUGCAUCAACAUCUUUGGAAACAUCUACAGCAUCACCUACAACUACAACUGCAUCACCUACUGUAUCUUCAACUACCACUUCAUCACCAGUAACUACAAAUUCCGAAACAACUUCAGGCUCGACAUCUACAAUAGUCAAACAACAGCUUCAACCUCAACACCAGCUGCAACCUCUGAAACAACACCAUCACCUACCACGGCAUCAUCUAGUGCAGAAUCAACUAGUACUUCAUCUGUUGAAACUACAUGCAGUUUCAACCACCACUUCUGCAUCAACAUCUUUGGAAACAUCUACAGCAUCACCUACAACUACAACAGCAUCACCUACUGUAUCUUCAACUACCACUUCAUCACCAGUAACUACAAAUUACGAAACAACUUCAGGCUCGACAUCUACAAUAGUCAAACAACAGCUUCAACCUCAACACCAGCUGCAACCUCUGAAACAACACCAUCACCUACCACGGCAUCAUCUAGUGCAGAAUCAACUAGUACUUCAUCUGUUGAAACUACAUGCAGUUUCAACCACCACUUCUGCAUCAACAUCUUUGGAAACAUCUACAGCAUCACCUACAACUACAACAGCAUCACCUACUGUAUCUUCAACUACCACUUCAUCACCAGUAACUACAAAUUCCGAAACAACUUCAGCCUCGACAUCUACAAUAGUCAAACAACAGCUUCAACCUCAACACCAGCUGCAACCUCUGAAACAACACCAUCACCUACCACGGCAUCAUCUAGUGCAGAAUCAACUAGUACUUCAUCUGUUGAAACUACAUGCAGUUUCAACCACCACUUCUGCAUCAACAUCUUUGGAAACAUCUACAGCAUCACCUACAACUACAACUGCAUCACCUACUGUAUCUUCAACUACCACUUCAUCACCAGUAACUACAAAUUCGAAACAACUUCAGCCUCGACAUCUACAGUAACCACUCCAACAACACUUCUAACAACCAGUGCAUCAUCUACUGAAGCAUCAAGUAGCACUUCAUCUCCUGUUACCACAGAUAGUCAAACAACAGCUUCAACCUCAACACCAGCUGCAACCUCUGAAACAACACCAUCACCUACCACGGCAUCAUCUAGUGCAGAAUCAACUAGUACUUCAUCUGUUGAAACUACAGUAAGUCAAACAACAACUUUAUCCUCAACAGCUACAGAAAACUCUCCAACAACACCUUCAAGUACUUCACAAUCCUCUAGUGCAGUUUCAACCACCACUUCUGCAUCAACAUCUUUGGAAACAUCUACAGCAUCACCUACAACUACAACUGCAUCACCUACUGUAUCUUCAACUACCACUUCAUCACCAGUAACUACAAAUCUCGAAACAACUUCAGCCUCGACAUCUACAGUAACCACUCCAACAACACUUCCAACAACCAGUGCAUCAUCUACUGAAGCAUCAAGUAGCACUUCAUCUCCUGUUACCACAGAUAGUCAAACAACAGCUUCAACCUCAACACCAGCUGCAACCUCUGAAACAACACCAUCACCUACCACGGCAUCAUCUAGUGCAGAAUCAACUAGUACUUCAUCUGUUGAAACUACAGUAAGUCAAACAACAACUUUAUCCUCAACAGCUACAGAAAACUCUCCAACAACACCUUCAAGUACUUCACAAUCCUCUAGUGCAGUUUCAACCACCACUUCUGCAUCAACAUCUUUGGAAACAUCUACAGCAUCACCUACAACUACAACUGCAUCACCUACUGUAUCUUCAACUACCACUUCAUCACCAGUAACUACAAAUUCCGAAACAACUUCAGCCUCGACAUCUACAGUAACCACUCCAACAACACCUCCAACAACCAGUGCAUCAUCUACUGAAGCAUCAAGUAGCACUUCAUCUCCUGUUACCACAGAUAGUCAAACAACAGCUUCAACCUCAACACCAGCUGCAACCUCUGAAACAACACCAUCACCUACCACGGCAUCAUCUAGUGCAGAAUCAACUAGUACUUCAUCUGUUGAAACUACAGUAAGUCAAACAACAACUUUAUCCUCAACAGCUACAGAAAACUCUCCAACAACACCUUCAAGUACUUCACAAUCCUCUAGUGCAGUUUCAACCACCACUUCUGCAUCAACAUCUUUGGAAACAUCUACAGCAUCACCUACAACUACAACUGCAUCACCUACUGUAUCUUCAACUACCACUUCAUCACCAGUAACUACAAAUUCCGAAACAACUUCAGCCUCGACAUCUACAGUAACCACUCCAACAACACCUCCAACAACCAGUGCAUCAUCUACUGAAGCAUCAAGUAGCACUUCAUCUCCUGUUACCACAGAUAGUCAAACAACAGCUUCAACCUCAACACCAGCUGCAACCUCUGAAACAACACCAUCACCUACCACGGCAUCAUCUAGUGCAGAAUCAACUAGUACUUCAUCUGUUGAAACUACAGUAAGUCAAACAACAACUUUAUCCUCAACAGCUACAGAAAACUCUCCAACAACACCUUCAAGUACUUCACAAUCCUCUAGUGCAGUUUCAACCACCACUUCUGCAUCAACAUCUUUGGAAACAUCUACAGCAUCACCUACAACUACAACUGCAUCACCUACUGUAUCUUCAACUACCACUUCAUCACCAGUAACUACAAAUUCCGAAACAACUUCAGGCUCGACAUCUACAGUAACCACUCCAACAACACCUCCAACAACCAGUGCAUCAUCUACUGAAGCAUCAAGUAGCACUUCAUCUCCUGUUACCACAGAUAGUCAAACAACAGCUUCAACCUCAACACCAGCUGCAACCUCUGAAACAACACCAUCACCUACCACCGCAUCAUCUAGUGCAGAAUCAACUAGUACUUCAUCUGUUGAAACUACAGUAAGUCAAACAACAACUUUAUCCUCAACAGCUACAGAAAACUCUCCAACAACACCUUCAAGUACUUCACAGUCCUCGAGUGCAGUGUCAACCACCACUUCUACAUCAACAUCUUUGGAAACAUCUACAGCAUCACCUACAACUACAACUGCAUCACCUACUGUAUCUUCAACUACCACUUCAUCACCAGUAACUACAAAUUCCGAAACAACUUCAGCCUCGACAUCUACAGUAACCACUCCAACAACUCCUCCAACAACCAGUGCAUCAUCUACUGAAGCAUCAAGUAGCACUUCAUCUCCUGUUACCACAGAUAGUCAAACAACAGCUUCAACCUCAACACCAGCUGCAACCUCUGAAACAACACCAUCACCUACCACGGCAUCAUCUAGUGCAGAAUCAACUAGUACUUCAUCUGUUGAAACUACAGUAAGUCAAACAACAACUUUAUCCUCAACAGCUACAGAAAACUCUCCAACAACACCUUCAAGUACUUCACAAUCCUCUAGUGCAGUUUCAACCACCACUUCUGCAUCAACAUCUUUGGAAACAUCUACAGCAUCACCUACAACUACGACUGCAUUACCAACUGUAUCUUCAACUACCACUUCAUCACCAGUAACUACAAAUUCCGAAAAAACUUCAGCCUCAACAUCUACAGUAACCACUCCAACAACACUUGCAACAACCAGUGCAUCAUCUACUGAAGCAUCAACUAGCACUUCAUCUCCUGUUACCACAGAUAGUCAAACAACAGCUUCAACCUCAACAGCUACAGAAAACUCUCCAACAACACCUUCAAGUACUUCACAAUCCUCUAGUGCAGUUUCAACUACAACUUCAUCUCAGACCACCAGUUCUGAAUCAACAUCUUUGGAAACAUCUACAGCAUCACCUACAACUACAACUGCCUCACCUACUGUAUCUUCAACUACCACUUCAUUACCAGUAACUACAAACUCCGAAACAACUUCAGCCUCAACAUCUACAGUAACCACUCCAACAACACUUCCAACAACCAGUGCAUCAUCUACUGAAGCAUCAACAAGCACUUCAUCUCCUGUAACCACAGAUAGUCAAACAACAGCUUCAACAUCAACACCAGCUGCAACCUCUGAAACACCAUCACCUACCAUGGCAUCAUCUAGUGCAGAAUCAACUAGUACUUCAACUGUUAAAACUACAGUAACUAAAACAUCAACUUUAGCCUCAACAACCACAGAAACCUCUCCAACAACACCUUCAAGUACUUCACAAUCCUCUAGUACAGUUUCAACUACAACAUCAUCUCAAACCACCACUUCUGCAUCAACAUCUUUGGAAACAUCCACAGCAUCACAUACAACUACAACUGCAUCACCUACUGUAUCUUCAACUACCACUUCAUCACCAGUAACGACAAAUUCAGAAACAACUUCAGCCUCAACAUCUACAGUAACCACUCCAACAACACUUCCAACAACCAGUGCAUCAUCUCGUGAAGCAUCAACUAGCACUUCAUCUCGUAUUACCACAGAUAGUCAAACAACUGCUUCAACCUCAACACCAGCUACAACCUCUGAAACAACACAAUCACCUACCACAGCAUCAUCUAGUGCAGAAUCAAAUAGUACUUCAUCUGUUGAAACUACAGUAAGUCAAACAACAACUUUAGAGUCAACAGCCACAGAACACUCUCAAACAACACCUUCCAGUACUCCACAAUCCUCUAGUGCAGUUUCAACUACAACUGCAUCUCAGACCACCACUUCUGCAUCAGCAUCUUUGGAAACAUCUACAGCAUCACCUACAACUACAACUGCAUCACCUACUUAUUCUUCAACUACCACUCCAUCAACAGUAACUACAAAUUCUGAAUCAACUUCAGCCUCAACAUCUACAGUAACCACUCCAACAACACUUCCAACAACCAGUGCAUCAUCUACUGAAGCAUCAAAUAGCACUUCAUCUCCUGUUACCACAGAUAGUCAAACAACAGCUUCAACAUCAACACCAGCUGCAACCUCUGAAACAACACCAUCACCUACCAUGGCAUCAUCUAGUGCAGAAUCAACUAGUACUUCAUCUGUUGAAACUACAGUAAGUCAAACAACAACAUUAGCCUCAACAGCUACAGAAAACUCUUCAACAACAACUUCAAGUACUUCACAAUCCUCUAGUGCAGUUUCAACUACAACUUCAUCUCAGACAGCCAGUUCUGCAGCAAAAUCUAUGGAAACAUCUACAGCAUCACCAAAAACUACAACUGCAUCACCUACUGUAUCUUCAACUACCACUUCAUCACCAGUAACUACAAAUUCUGAAACAACUUCAGCCACAACAUCUAGAGAAACCACUCCAACAACACUUCCAACAUCCAGUGUAUCAUCUACUGAAGCAUCAACUAGCACUUCAUCUCCUGUUACCACAGAUAGUCAAACAACAGCUUCAACCUCAACACCAGCUGCAACCUCAGAAACAACACCAUCACCUACCACGGCAUCAUCUAGUGCAGAAUCAACUAGUACUUCAUCUGUUGAAACUACAGUAAGUCAAACAACAACAUUAGCCUCAUCAACAGCUACAGAAAACUCUCCAACAACUUCAAGUACUUCACAAUCCUCUAGUGCAGUUUCAACUACAACUUCAUCUCAGACAACCAGUUCUGCAGCAACAUCUAUGGAAACAUCUACAGCAUCACCUACAACUACAACUGCAUCACCUACUGUAUCUUCAGCUACCACUUUAUCACCAGUAACUACAAAUUCCGAAACAACUUUAGCCUCAACAUCUACAGUAACCACUCCAACAACACUUCUAACAACCAGUGCGUCAUCUACUGAAGCAUCAACUAGCACUUCAUCUCCUGUUACCACAGAGAUUCAAACAACAGCUUCAACCUUAACACCAGCUGCAACCUCUGAAACAACACCAUCACCUACCAUGGCAUCAUCUAAUGCAGAAUCAGCUAGUACUUCAUCUGUUGAAACUACAGUAAGUCAAACAACAACAUUAGCCUCAACAGCUACAGAAAACUCUCCAACAACAACUUCAAGUACUUCACAAUCCACUAGUGCAGUUUCAACUAAAACUUCAUCUCAGACCACCACUUCUGCAUCAACAUCUUUGGAAACAUCUACAGCAUCACCUACAACUACAACUGCAUCACCUACUGUAUCUUUAACUACCACUUCAUCACCAGUAACUACAAAUUCAGAAACAAGUUCAGUCUCAAUAUCUACAGUAACCACUCCAACAACACUUCCAACAACCAGUGCAUCAUCUCCUGAAGCAUCAACUAGCACUUCAUCUCCUAUUACCACAGAGAUUCAAACAACAGCUUCAACCUUAACACCAGCUGCAACCUCUGAAACAACACCAUCACCUACCAUGGCAUCAUCUAAUGCAGAAUCAGCUAGUACUUCAUCUGUUGAAACUACAGUAAGUCAAACAACAACAUUAGCCUCAACAGCUACAGAAAACUCUCCAACAACAACUUCAAGUACUUCACAAUCCACUAGUGCAGUUUCAACUAAAACUUCAUCUCAGACCACCACUUCUGCAUCAACAUCUUUGGAAACAUCUACAGCAUCACCUACAACUACAACUGCAUCACCUACUGUAUCUUUAACUACCACUUCAUCACCAGUAACUACAAAUUCAGAAACAAGUUCAGUCUCAAUAUCUACAGUAACCACUCCAACAACACUUCCAACAACCAGUGCAUCAUCUCCUGAAGCAUCAACUAGCACUUCAUCUCCUAUUACCACAGAGAUUCAAACAACAGCUUCAACCUUAACACCAGCUGCAACCUCUGAAACAACACCAUCACCUACCAUGGCAUCAUCUAAUGCAGAAUCAGCUAGUACUUCAUCUGUUGAAACUACAGUAAGUCAAACAACAACAUUAGCCUCAACAGCUACAGAAAACUCUCCAACAACAACUUCAAGUACUUCACAAUCCACUAGUGCAGUUUCAACUACCACUUCAUCUCAGACCACCAUUUCUGCAUCAACAUCUUUGGAAACAUAUACAGCAUCACCUACAAGUACAACUGCAUCACCAAUUUUAUCUUCAACUACCACUUCAUCACCAGUAACUACAAAUUUUGAAACAACCUCAUUCUCAACAUCUACAGUAACCACUCCAACAACACUUCCAAAAACCAGUGCAUCAUCUACUGAAGCAUCAACUAGCACUUCAUCUCCUAUUACCACAGAUAGUCAAACAACAGCUUCAACCUCAACACCACUUGCAACCUCUGAAACAACACCAUCACCUACAGCCACUAGUGCAUCAUCUAGUGCAGAAUCAACUAGUACUUCAUCUGUUGAAACAUACAGUAAGUCAAACAACAACUUUACUACCACCUCAACAGCUUCAGCCACAACAUCAGAAAACUCGAACAACACUCCAAGUCUACAGACCACUUCACAAUUCUGCAUCAACAUCAGUUCUGGCAACAUCAUGGAAACAUCUACAGCAUCACCUACAACUACAACUGCAUCACCUACUGUAUCUUCAACUACCACUUCAUCACCAGUAACUACAAAUUCAGAAACAAGUUCAGUCUCAAUAUCUACAGUAACCACUCCAACAACACUUCCAACAACCAGUGCAUCAUCUACUGAAGCAUCAACUAGCACUUCAUCUCCUGUUACCACAGAUAGUCAAACAACAGCUUCAUCCUCAACACCAGCUGCAACCUCUGAAACAACACCAUCACCUACCAAGGCAUCAUCUAGUGCAGAAUCAACUAGUACUUCAUCUGCUGAAACUACAGUAAGUCAAACAACAACUUUAGCCUCAACAGCUACAGAAAACUCUCCAACAACACCUUCAAGUACUUCACAAUCCUCCAGUGCAGUUUCAUCAACAACUUCAUCUCAGACCACAAUUUCUGCAUCAACAUCUUUGGAAACAUCAACAGCAUCACGUAUAACUACAACUGCAUCACCUACUGUAUCUUCAACUACAACUUCAUCAUCAGUAACUACAAAUUCCGAAACAACUUCAGCCUCAACAUCUACAGUAACCACUCCAACAACACUUCUAACAACCAGUGCGUCAUCUACUGAAGAAUCAACUAGCACGUCAUCUCCUGUUACCACAGAUAGUCAAACAACUGCUUCAACCUUAACACCACAUGCAACCUCUGAAACAACACCAUCACCUACCACGGCAUCAUCUAGUGCAGAAUUAACUAGUACUUCAUCUGUUGAAACUACAGUAAGUCAAACAAAAACUUUAGCCACAACAGCCACAGAAAACUCUCCAACAACACCUUCAAGUACUUCACAAACCUCUAGUGCAGUUUCAAUUACCACUUCAUCUCAGGCCACCAUUUUUGCAUCAACAUCUUUGGAAACAUAUACAGCAUCACCUACAAGUACAACUGCAUCACUAAUUUUAUCUUCAACUACCACUUCAUCACCAGUAACUACAAAUUUUGAAACAACCUCAUUCUCAACAUCUACAGUAACCACUCCAACAACACUUCCAAGAACCAGUGCAUCAUCUACUGAAGCACCAACUAGCACUUCAUCUCCUAUUACCACAGAUAGUCAAACAACAGCUUCAAUCUCAACACCACAUGCAAACUCUGAAACAACACCAUCACCUACCACGGCAUCAUCUAGUGCAGAAUCAACUAGUACUUCAACUGUUCAAACUACAGUAAGUCAAACAAAAACUUUAGCCACAGCAGCCACAGAAAACUCUCCAACAACACCUUCUAGUACUUCACAAUCCUCUAGUGCAGUUUCAACUACAACUGCAUCUCAGACCGCCACUUAUGCAUCAAUAUCUCUGGAAACAUCUACAGCAUCACCUACAACUACAACUGCAUCAGCUACUGUAUCUUUAACUUCCACUUCAUCACCAGUAAGUACAAAUUCUGAAACAAGUUCAGUCUCAAUAUCUACAGUAACCACUCCAACAACACUUCCAACAACCAGUACAUCAUCUCCUGAAGCAUCAACUAGCACUUCAUCUCCUAUUACCACAGAUAGUCAAACAACAGCUUCAACCUCAACACCACAUGCAACCUCUGAAACAACACCAUCACCUACCACGGCAUCAUCUAGCGCAGAAUCAACUAGUACUUCAUCUGUUGAAACUACAGUAAGUCAAACAAAAACUUUAGCCACAACAGUCACAGAAAACUCUCCGACAACACCUUCAAGUACUUCACAAUCCUUAAGUGCAGUUUCAACAACAACUUCAUCUCAGACCACCACUUCUUUAUCAACGUCUUUGGAAACAUAUACAGCAUCACCUACAAGUACAACUGCAUCACCAAUUUUAUCUUCAACUACCAAUUCAUCACCAGUAACUACAAAUUCCGAAACAACUUCAUCCUUAACAUCUACAUUAACCUCUCCAACAACACUUCCAACAACCAGUGCAUCAUCUACUGAAGCAUCAACUAGCACUUCGUCUCCUGUUACCACAGAUAGUCAAACAACAGCUUCAUCCUCAACACCAGCUGCAACCUCUGAAACAACACCAUCACCUACCAAGGCAUCAUCUAGUGCAGAAUCAACUAGUACUUCAUCUGCUGAAACUACAGUAAGUAAAACAACAACUUUAGCCUCAACAGCUACAGAAAACUCUCCAACAACACCUUCAAGUACUUCACAAUCCUCCAGUGCAGUUUCAUCUACAACUUCAUCUCAGACCACAAUUUCUGCAUCAACAUCUUUGGAAACAUCAACAGCAUCACGUAUAACUACAACUGCAUCACCUACUGUAUCUUCAACUACAACUUCAUCAUCAGUAACUACAAAUUCAGAAACAAGUUCAGUCUCAAUAUCUACAGUAACCACUCCAACAACACUUCCAACAACCAGUGCAUCAUCUCCUGAAGCAUCAACUAGCACUUCAUCUCCUAUUACCACAGAUAGUCAAACAACAGCUUCAACCUUAACACCACAUGCAACCUCUGAAACAACACCAUCACCUACCACGGCAUCAUCUAGUGCAGAAUCAACUAGUACUUCAUCUGUUGAAACUACAGUAAGUGAAACAAAAACUUUAGCCACAAAAGCCACAGAAAAAUCUCCAACAACACCUUCAAGUACUUCACAAACCUCUAGUGCAGGUUCAACUACCACUUCAUCUCAGACCACCAUUUCUGCAUCAACAUCUUUGGAAACAUAUACAGCAUCACCUACAAGUACAACUGCAUCACCAAUUUUAUCUUCAACUACCACUUCAUCACCAGUAACUACAAAUUUUGAAACAACCUCAUUCUCAACAUCUACAGUUACCACUCCAACAACACUUCCAAAAACCAGUGCAUCAUCUACUGAAGCAUCAACUAGCACUUCAUCUCCUAUUACCACAGAUAGUCAAACAACAGCUUCAACCUCAACACCACAUGCAACCUCUGAAACAUCACCAUCACCUACCACAGCAUCAUCUAGUGCAGAAUCAACUAGUACUUCAUCUGUUGAAACUACAGUAAGUCAAACAACAACUUUAGCCUCAACAGCAACAGAAAACUCUCCAAUAAUACCAUCAAGUACUUCACAAUCCUCUAGUGCAGUUUCAACUGCAACUUCAUCUCAGACCACCACUUCUGCAUCAACAUCUUUGGAAACAUAUACAGCAUCACCUACAAGUACAACUGCAUCACCAAUUUUAUCUUCAACUACCACUUCAUCACCAGUAACUACAAAUUCUGAAACAACUUCAGCCACAACAUCUAGAGAAACCACUCCAACAACACUUCCAACAUCCAGUGUAUCAUCUACUGAAGCAUCAACUAGCACUUCAUCUCCUGUUACCACAGAUAGUCAAACAACAGCUUCAACCUCAACACCAGCUGCAACCUCAGAAACAGCACCAUCACCUACCACGGCAUCAUCUAGUGCAGAAUCUACUAGUACUUCAUCUGUUGAAACUACAGUAAGUCAAACAACAACUUUAUCCUCAACAGCUACAGAAAACUCUCCAACAACAACUUCAAGUACUUCACAAUCCUCUAGUGCAGUUUCAACUACAACUUCAUCUCAGACAACCAGUUCUGCAGCAACAUCUAUGGAAACAUCUACAGCAUCACCUACAACUACAACUGCAUCACCUACUGUAUCUUUAACUACCACUUCAUCACCAGUAACUACAAAUUCAGAAACAAGUUCAGUCUCAAUAUCUACAGUAACCACUCCAACAACACUUCCAACAACCAGUGCAUCAUCUACUGAAGCAUCAACUAGCACUUUGUCUCCUGUUACAACAGAUAGUCAAACAACAGCUUCAUCCUCAACACCAGCUGCAACCUCUGAAACAACACCAUCACCUACCAAGGCAUCAUCUAGUGCAGAAUCAACUAGUACUUCAUCUGCUGAAACUACAGUAAGUCAAACAACAACUUUAGCCUCAACAGCUACAGAAAACUCUCCAACAACACCUUCAAGUACUUCACAAUCCUCCAGUGCAGUUUCAUCUACAACUUCAUCUCAGACCACAAUUUCUGCAUCAACAUCUUUGGAAACAUCAACAGCAUCACGUAUAACUACAACUGCAUCACCUACUGUAUCUUCAACUACAACUUCAUCAUCAGUAACUACAAAUUCAGAAACAACUUCACCCUCAACAUCUACAGUAACCACUCCAACAACAUUUCCAACAACCAGUGCGUCAUCUACUGAAGAAUCAACUAGCACGUCAUCUCCUGUUACCACAGAUAGUCAAACAACUGCUUCAACCUUAACACCACAUGCAACCUCUGAAACAACACCAUCACCUACCACGGCAUCAUCUAGUGCAGAAUUAACUAGUACUUCAUCUGUUGAAACUACAGUAAGUCAAACAAAAACUUUAGCCACAACAGCCACAGAAAACUCUCCAACAACACCUUCAAGUACUUCACAAACCUCUAGUGCAGUUUCAAUUACCACUUCAUCUCAGACCACCAUUUCUGCAUCAACAUCUUUGGAAACAUAUACAGCAUCACCUACAAGUACAACUGCAUCACUAAUUUUAUCUUCAACUACCACUUCAUCACCAGUAACUACAAAUUUUGAAACAACCUCAUUCUCAACAUCUACAUGCAGUUUCAACUACAACUGCAUCUCAGACUGCCACUUCUGCAUCAAUAUCUCUGGAAACAUCUACAGCAUCACCUACAACUACAACUGCAUCAGCUACUGUAUCUUCAACUACCACUUCAUCACCAAUAGUCAAACAACAGCUUCAUCCUCAACACCAGCUGCAACCUCUGAAACAACACCAUCACCUACCACGGCAUCAUCUAGUGCAGAAUCAACUAGUACUUCAUCUGUUGAAACUACAUGCAGUUUCAACUACAACUUCAUCUCAGACCACCACUUCUGCAUCAACAUCUUUGGAAACAUAUACAGCAUCACCUACAAGUACAACUGCAUCACCAAUUUUAUCUUCAACUACCACUUCAUCACCAUAACCACUCCAACAACACUUCCAAAAACCAGUGCAUCAUCUACUGAAGCAUCAACUAGCACUUCAUCUCCUGUUACCACAGAUAGUCAAACAACAGCUUCAACCUCAACACCAGCUGCAACCUCUGAAACAACACCAUCACCUACCACGGCAUCAUCUAGUGCAGAAUCAACUAGUACUUCAUCUGUUGAAACUACAUGCAGUUUCAACUACAACUUCAUCUCAGACCACUUCUGCAUCAACAUCUUUGGAAACAUCUACAGCAUCACCUACAACUACAACUGCAUCACCUACUGUAUCUUCAACUACCACUUCAUCACCACAACAACCAGUGCAUCAUCUACUGAAGCAUCAACUAGCACUUCAUCUCCUGUUACCACAGAUAGUCAAACAACAGCUUCAACCUCAACACCAGCUGCAACCUCAGAAACAGCACCAUCACCUACCACGGCAUCAUCUAGUGCAGAAUCAACUAGUACUUCAUCUGCUGAAACUACAGUAAGUCAAACAACAACUUUAGCCUCAACAGCUACAGAAAACUCUCCAACAACACCUUCAAGUACUUCACAAACCUCUAGUGCAGUUUCAACUACCACUUCAUCUCAGGCCACCAUUUUUGCAUCAACAUCUUUGGAAACAUAUACAGCAUCACCUACAAGUACAACUGCAUCACCAAAUUUAUCUUCAACUACCACUUCAUCACCAGUAACAACAAAUUUUGAAACAACCUCAUUCUCAAUAUCUACAGUAACCACUCCAACAACACUUCCAAAAACCAGUGCAUCAUCUACUGAAGCAUCAACUAGCACUUCAUCUCCUAUUACCACAGAUAGUCAAAAAACAGCUUCAACCUCAACACCACAUGCAACCUCUGAAACAACACCAUCACCUACCACAGCAUCAUCUAGUGCAGAAUCAACUAGUACUUCAUCUGUUGAAACUACAGUAAGUCAAACAACAACUUUAGCCUCAACAGCAACAGAAAACUCUCCAAUAAUACCAUCAAGUACUUCACAAUCCUCUAGUGCAGUUUCAACUGCAACUUCAUCUCAGACCACCACUUCUGCAUCAACAUCUUUGGAAACACAUACAGCAUCACCUACAAGUACAACUGCAUCACCAAUUUUAUUUUCAACUAGCACUUCAUCACCAGUAACUACAAAUUUUGAAACAACUUCAUUCUCAACAUCUACAGUAACCACUCCAACAACACUUCCAAGAACCAGUGCAUCAUCUACUGACGCACCAACUAGCACUUCAUCUCCUAUUACCACAGAUAGUAAAACAACAGCUUCAACCUCAACACCAUAUGCAAACUCUGAAACAACACCAUCACCUACCACGGCAUCAUCUAGUGCAGAAUCAACUAGUACUUCAACUGUUCAAACUACAGUAAGUCAAACAAAAACUUUAGCCACAUCAGCCACAGAAAACUCUCCAACAACACCUUCUAGUACUUCACAAUCCUCUAGUGCAGUUUCAACUACAACUGCAUCUCAGACCGCCAAUUCUGCAUCAAUAUCUCUGGAAACAUCUACAGCAUCACCUACAACUACAACUGCAUCAGCUACUGUAUCUUUAACUACCACUUCAUUACCAGUAAGUACAAAUUCCGAAACAAGUUCAGUCUCAAUAUCUACAGUAACCACUCCAACAACACUUCCAACAACCAGUCCAUUAUCUCCUGAAGCAUCAACUAGCACUUCAUCUCCUAUUACCACAGAUAGUCAAACAACAGCUUCAACCUCAACACCACAUGCAACCUCUGAAACAACACCAUCACCUACCAAGGCAUCAUCUAGUGCAGAAUCAACUAGUACUUCAUCUGCUGAAACUACAGUAAGUAAAACAACAACUUUAGCCUCAACAGCUACAGAAAACUCUCCAACAACACCUUCAAGUACUUCACAAUCCUCCAGUGCAGUUUCAUCUACAACUUCAUCUCAGACCACAAUUUCUGCAUCAACAUCUUUGGAAACAUCAACAGCAUCACGUAUAACUACAACUGCAUCACCUACUGUUUCUUCAACUACAACUUCAUCAUCAGUAACUACAAAUUCAGAAACAAGUUCAGUCUCAAUAUCUACAGUAACCACUCCAACAACACUUCCAACAACCAGUGCAUCAUCUCCUGAAGCAUCAACUAGCACUUCAUCUCCUAUUACCACAGAUAGUCAAACAACAGCUUCAACCUUAACACCACAUGCAAACUCUGAAACAACACCAUCACCUACCACGGCAUCAUCUAGUGCAGAAUCAACUAGUACUUCAUAUGUUGAAACUACAGUAAGUGAAACAAAAACUUUAGCCACAACAGCCACAGAAAACUCUCCAACAACACCUUCAAGUACUUCACAAACCUCUAGUGCAGUUUCAACUACCACUUCAUCUCAGACCACCAUUUCUGCAUCAACAUCUUUGGAAACAUCUACAGCAUCACCUACAACUACAACUGCAUCACCUACUGUAUCUUCAACUACCACUUCAUCACCAGUAACUACAAAUUCUGAAACAACUUCAGGCUCGACAUCUACAGUAACCACUCCAACAACACUUCUAACAACCAGUGCAUCAUCUACUGAAGCAUCAACUAGCACUUCAUCUCCUAUUACCACAGAUAGUCAAACAACAGCUUCAACCUCAACACCACAUGCAACCUCUGAAACAACACCAUCACCUACCACAGCAUCAUCUAGUGCAGAAUCAACUAGUACUUCAUCUGUUGAAACUACAGUAAGUCAAACAACAACUUUAGCCUCAACAGCAACAGAAAACUCUCCAAUAAUACCAUCAAGUACUUCACAAUCCUCUAGUGCAGUUUCAACUGCAACUUCAUCUCAGACCACCACUUCUGCAUCAACAUCUUUGGAAACAUAUACAGCAUCACCUACAAGUACAACUGCAUCACCAAUUUUAUCUUCAACUACCACUUCAUCACCAGUAACUACAAAUUCUGAAACAACUUCAGCCACAACAUCUAGAGAAACCACUCCAACAACACUUCCAACAUCCAGUGUAUCAUCUACUGAAGCAUCAACUAGCACUUCAUCUCCUGUUACCACAGAUAGUCAAACAACAGCUUCAACCUCAACACCAGCUGCAACCUCAGAAACAGCACCAUCACCUACCAAGGCAUCAUCUAGUGCAGAAUCAACUAGUACUUCAUCUGCUGAAACUACAGUAAGUCAAACAACAACUUUAGCCUCAACAGCUACAGAAAACUCUCCAACAACACCUUCAAGUACUUCACAAUCCUUAAGUGCAGUUUCAACAACAACUUCAUCUCAGACCACCACUUCUUUAUCAACAUCUUUGGAAACAUAUACAGCAUCACCUACAAGUACAACUGCAUCAGCAAUUUUAUCUUCAACUACCACUUCAUCACCAGUAACUACAAAUUUUGAAACAACCUCAUUCUCAACAUCUACAGUAACCACUCCAACAACACUUCCAAAAACCAGUGCAUCAUCUACUGAAGCAUCAACUAGCACUUCAUCUCCUAUUACCACAGAUAGUCAAACAACAGCUUCAACCUCAACACCACAUGCAACCUCUGAAACAACACCAUCACCUACCACAGCAUCAUCUAGUGCAGAAUCAACUAGUACUUCAUCUGUUGAAACUACAGUAAGUCAAACAACAACUUUAGCCUCAACAGCAACAGAAAACUCUCCAAUAAUACCAUCAAGUACUUCACAAUCCUCUAGUGCAGUUUCAACUACAACUGCAUCUCAGACCGCCAAUUCUGCAUCAAUAUCUCUGGAAACAUCUACAGCAUCACCUACAACUACAACUGCAUCAGCUACUGUAUCUUUAACUACCACUUCAUCACCAGUAAGUACAAAUUCCGAAACAAGUUCAGUCUCAAUAUCUACAGUAACCACUCCAACAACACUUCCAACAACCAGUCCAUUAUCUCCUGAAGCAUCAACUAGCACUUCAUCUCCUAUUACCACAGAUAGUCAAACAACAGCUUCAACCUCAACACCACAUGCAACCUCUGAAACAACACCAUCACCUACCAAGGCAUCAUCUAGUGCAGAAUCAACUAGUACUUCAUCUGCUGAAACUACAGUAAGUAAAACAACAACUUUAGCCUCAACAGCUACAGAAAACUCUCCAACAACACCUUCAAGUACUUCACAAUCCUCCAGUGCAGUUUCAUCUACAACUUCAUCUCAGACCACAAUUUCUGCAUCAACAUCUUUGGAAACAUCAACAGCAUCACCUACAAGUACAACUGCAUCACCAAUUUUAUCUUCAACUACCACUUCAUCACCAGUAACUACAAAUUCCGAAACAACUUCAUCCUUCACAUCUACAUUAACCUCUCCAACAACACUUCCAACAACCAGUGCAUCAUCUACUGAAGCAUCAACUAGCACUUCGUCUCCUGUUACCACAGAUAGUCAAACAACAGCUUCAUCCUCAACACCAGCUGCAACCUCUGAAACAACACCAUCACCUACCAAGGCAUCAUCUAGGGCAGAAUCAACUAGUACUUCAUCUGCUGAAACUACAGUAAGUCAAACAACAACUUUAGCCUCAACAGCUACAGAAAACUCUCCAACAACACCUUCAAGUACUUCACAAUCCUCCAGUGCAGUUUCAUCUACAACUUCAUCUCAGACCACAAUUUCUGCAUCAACAUCUUUGGAAACAUCAACAGCAUCACGUAUAACUACAACUGCAUCACCUACUGUAUCUUCAGCUACAACUUCAUCAUCAGUAACUACAAAUUCCGAAAAAACUUCAGCCUCAACAUCUACAGUAACCACUCCAACAACACUUCCAACAACCGGUGCAUCAUCUACUGAAGCAUCAACUAGCACUUCGUCUCCUGUUACCACAGAUAGUCAAACAAUAACUUCAACCUCAACACCAGCUACAACCUCUGAAACAACACUAUCACCUACCACGGCAUCAUCUAGUGUAGAAUCAACUAGUAAUACAGCUGUUGAAACUACAGUAAGUAAAACAACCACUUUAGCCUUAACAGCCACAGAAAACUCUCCAACAACACCUUCAAGUACUUCACAAUCCUCUAGUGCAGUUUCAACUACAACUUCAUCUCAGACCACCACAUCUGCAUCAACAUCUUUGGAAACAUCCACAGCAUCACAUACAACUACAACUGCAUCACUUACUGUAUCUUCAACUACCACUUCAUCACCAGUAACUACAAAUUUUGAAACAACUUCAUUCUCAACAUCUACAGUAACCACUCCAACAACACUUCCAACAAUUAGUGCAUCAUCUACUGAAGCAUCAACUAGCACUUCAUCUCCUGUUACCACAGAUAGUCAAACGAUAGCUUCAUCCUCAACACCAGCUGCAACCUCUGAAACAACACCAUUACCUACCACGGUAUCAUCUAGUGCAGAAUCAACUAGUACUUCAACUGUUGAAAUUACAGUAAGUCAAACAACAACUUUAGCCUCAACAGUAACAGAAAACUCUCCAAUAACACCAUCAAGUAAUUCACAAUCCUCUAGUGCAGUUUCGACUGCAACUUCAUCUCAGACCAGCACUUCUGCAUCAACAUCUUUGGAAACAUCUACAGCAUCACCUACUACUACAACUGCAUCACCUACUGUAUCUUCAAUUACCACUUUAUCACCAGUAACUACAAAUUCUGAAACAACUUCAGCCUCAACAUCUACAGUAAGCACUCCAACAACACGUCCAACAACCAGUGCAUCAUCUACUGAAGGCAUCAACUAGCACUUUAUCUCCUGUUACCACAGAUAGUCAAACAACAGCUUCAACCUCAACACCAGCUGCAACCUCUCA
This is a messenger RNA of Polypterus senegalus (gray bichir), 26460 nucleotides long. RefSeq names its product pneumococcal serine-rich repeat protein-like. The record is from RefSeq and is a predicted model, not a curated record. Gene Ontology annotation, biological process: intracellular transport. The transcript is spliced from 30 exons. NCBI's taxonomy places the organism in Eukaryota, Metazoa, Chordata, Cladistia, Polypteriformes, Polypteridae. Gene Ontology annotation, cellular component: nucleus; cytoplasm; endoplasmic reticulum membrane. The annotation marks the transcript as partial.